AUGAGUGUGAAACAUCUGAGUACCGGUUCUGUUCCACCGCCGGUAGUUCCAGGAAAACUACGUCUUUACAGCAUGAGAUUUUGUCCUUAUGCUCAACGUGUGCAUCUCGUUCUUGAUACUAAAAAAAUUCCAUAUGACGUCGUUUAUGUAAAUUUGACUAACAAACCCGAGUGGCUGAUUGAAAAAAGUCCCCUUGGCAAAGUUCCUUGCAUUGAGUUUGAAGAUGGUCAAGUUUUGUACGAAAGUCUUAUAAUCGCUGAUUAUUUGAAUGAAGCUCAUCCAGAGCCUAAUUUAUAUCCCAGCGAUCCGAAAGCUAAAGCUAAGGAUAAAAUUCUAAUUGAACGCUUCAAUGGAUUAAUUUCAUUAAUGUACAAGGUAAUUUUCUACCUGUCUCCUAGUGUCGAUCGCGACAUGUUUGAAGAAGCAUUGAAGGUAUUGGAAUUUUUUGACAGAGAACUAGUUUCUCGAGCAAGUCCUUUCUUCGGCGGAGUGAAACCCGGCAUGGUUGAUCUUAUGAUUUGGCCUUGGUUCGAAAGAGCUGAUAUUAUUCGUAUCAUGAGAGGAGAAAAUUACGUUAUUCCUCGUGAGCGCGUUCCUCGUAUUAUGGAAUGGAAAGCUGCUAUGAAGGAAGAUCCAGGCGUUAAAGUCAGCUGUCUGGAACCUGAAGUUCAUGCUAAGUAUAUGAAGAGUCGUGGUGCUGGUACACCGCAAUACGAUUUACUCGUUCAAUAA
Cotesia congregata is the source of this 732-nucleotide messenger RNA. The record is from the annotation of a GenBank genome assembly. Lineage: Eukaryota; Metazoa; Arthropoda; Insecta; Hymenoptera; Braconidae.